Messenger RNA from Fonsecaea erecta, 1527 nucleotides. RefSeq lists its product as hypothetical. The coding region runs from base 1 to 1527 and encodes 508 amino acids. The record is from RefSeq and is a predicted model, not a curated record. Gene Ontology annotation, molecular function: iron ion binding; monooxygenase activity; heme binding. NCBI's taxonomy places the organism in Eukaryota, Fungi, Ascomycota, Eurotiomycetes, Chaetothyriales, Herpotrichiellaceae. The transcript is spliced from 4 exons.
AUGGCGGUUGCUGGUGCUCUAGCCCAAACUCUGCUCGCCACUGCCGGAGUAUAUGCAUUGUACCUUGUCGGUCUGGUAAUCUAUCGGUUGUACUUUCACCCACUUGCCAAAUUUCCUGGCCCCAAAUACGCAGCAGUCAGCCACUGGCAUGAGGUCUACUACGAUGUGAUCCUGCAGGGACAGUUUACGUUCAAGGUACAGGAGCUGCACAAAAAAUAUGGGCCGAUCGUGCGAAUUGUUCCCGACGAGCUCCAUAUUCAGGACUCGGACUUUUAUGAGACUCUCUAUACCAAAGCCGGCCGGGUGGACAAGUAUGAGUGGAUGGCCGGCCGCUUUGGGGAUCACAACUCGGCUUUUGCGACAGCCUCAGACGAGCUUCAUCGCGUUCGGCGAGGCGCUCUGAACCCGCUAUUCUCGCGACAACGCAUCGUUGAUCUCCAAGAUGUGAUCCAGGGAAAAAUCGACAUCCUGGUGGACCGUGUCCGUGAGUUUCAGGCUGCGGGAAAAGUGAUGCCCAUCAAUCGAGCGUUUUCGGCAUUGACCGAGGAGGUGAUCCUGGAAUACUGCUUCAAUCUCAGCUACGAUGCUCUGCGCGAGCCGGGCUUUGAGAAAUCACUACAUGACCCCAUCAUGGCGGCCAACCAGUUCAGUAACGUGUCUCUGCAGUUCCCUUGGAUCCCUGCCAUACUGUUCAAUCUGCCUCAAUCCAUCACAGUGAAGAUGCAGCCGGAGUACGCCCUGUUCUUCAGGAUGCAAGGUGAUUUUCGGAAGCAAAUCGACGCGAUGAAGGCUGGGAAAAUGAAGGAUAUCCUGGAGAAAUCUUCCCACCGGACCGUGUUCCAGGAGCUGAUCGAAGGGAGCCUGCCGCCGUCAGAGAAGGACUCUCUGCGAUUACAGGGCGAAGCUUCCGUCGUGGUCGCCGCUGGUGUUGUCACGACCGGCUGGGCACUGUCCACGGCGGCUUUUCACAUCAUCAACAACCCCACGGUCUUCCAGAUGUUGCGGGCCGAGCUGGAGGCCGCCAUUCCAGAUCCCAGUGUCAAACCCGGCUGGACCGAUCUCGAAAAGCUGCCGUACCUCGCAGGCUGCGUGAAAGAGGCGGUCCGCAUGUCCUACGGGGUGACGGCAAGAGAGCCCCGCCUCUUAUCCAAACCAUUGGAGUAUAAAGGCUGGAUCAUCCCGCCGCGGACGCCCGUGAGCAUGACCAACGUCGACGUCUGCGACGACAAAACCAUCUUCCCCAAGCCCCGGACGUUCCAGCCCGAGAGGUGGAUCGGCAACCCCAAGGCCCCCAACGGGCAGAGCUUGGAAAGGUACUACGUCGGCUUUGGCAAGGGGACACGCAGCUGUCUGGGCAUCAAUCUUGCCCAGGCCGAACUCCACAUGACCCUAGCGGCCCUCUUCCGGAACUUUGACUUUGAGCUUUACCAGACCGACAUCACCGAUCUCGAACUGGCCCACGACUUCUUUGCUCCGAGCCCGCGGCUCGACUCGAAGGGCGUUAGGAUUAAGGUUAAGCCGGCGUAG